UUGCUUUCACGUUGAGGCACGCGCUGUCAACGCAAGCCAUCUGGGAAGUGCUUGCGGUCGGAUGUCAUCGGGCCUUGCUAGCUAGCUAGCUAGCAAGCAACUUGUAUCACAUAUAUCAUGGUUCUUUAUUGCUUUUGGAGAACUGAAACACAAGUUAAACAGCGACUGCGUUUAUUGUGAAGAGACAGGCCCCGAGGGGGAGAUGACCAAGGAGGACGUGCCUGAGUCUUCAGAGGGGGACUCGGUCCUGGGGCGACACUGCAGCUUCUCACCGGACGCAGAUCGGCCCGUCGUCCACCCGGUGGCGUCAGCCCCGAUGCCCUCCGACUGCGAGUUCUCCUUCUUUGACCCGAGCGACCCGCAGUGCCGGGAGGUUCUGCUGGACCCUCGGACCUCGGUGCCGGAGCUGUUCGCCGUCCUCAGACAGUGGGUCCCUCAGGUCCAGAAGAACAUCAGCCUGAUUGGCAACGAGAUUCUGAAGCGAGGCUGUGGUGUGAAUGAUCGGGAUGGCCUGACAGACAUGAGCCUGCUCCAUUACACCUGCAAAGCAGGAGCACCUGGCAUUGGUGACGCAGAGACCGCGGCCAGCUUCGCGCGGCAGCUCCUGUGUCUUGGCGCCCUGCCAGGCCUUCGCAGCCGCUGGACCAACAUGAACGCGCUGCACUACGCGGCGUACUUCGACGUGCCCCCCCUCAUACGCGUGGUCCUGCAGGCCUCCCCCCCCGGCGAGGUGGACGCCACCUGCAGCGACUUCGACUUCGGCACCGCCCUGCACAUCGCCGCCUCCAACCUGUGUCUGUCAGCCGCCAAGUGCCUGCUGGAGAUGGGCGCCAACCCCGCCUUCAGGAAUGAGAGGGGCCAGUGUCCCACUGACGUUGUGCCCGAGCCCCUGGACAUGCCCCUGGAGAUGGCGGACGCGGCGGCCCUGGCCAAGGAGAUGCGCGCCCUCCUGAAGGACGUCCUGCCCCAGCCGCGUGCCCCCGUCCCGCCCCGCCCCACCGGCGUCCUCUCCGACAAGGCCAGGGCUCAGCUCAGCGCCAUGGGCAUCCAGAUCGGAGACCGCGUGGUCAUCGCCGGACAGAAGGUUGGCAUCCUGCGUUUCUGCGGCAGCACAGACUUUGCCGGCGGUCAGUGGGCUGGGGUGGAGCUGGAUGACCCCGAGGGGAAGAACAAUGGCUCAGUGGCGGGAGUCCAGUACUUCAGCUGCCGCCCAAAACAUGGUAUCUUUGCGCCCCUGUCCAAAAUCACCAAGCCGUCGGAGCGUCGCAGGAACGCCCCCCUGCGGAGCUCUACCCCCCUGCGCUCCGCGCGGCUCGACCUGUCCCACGUCACCUCCAAGGUGAACACAGGGAAAAGCACUCCGUCUGUCCAAAAAACAGCCGAGAAACCGAAAGGGUCUGCUGCCCCCAUACAGGGCGCCAGCGAUCCCCUGGUGGGCAAGACAGGCAUUCUCUCGCGAAGCUGCUCCUCCUCCUCUUCCUCUCUUGACUCCAGGCACGGCCCUGCUUCUCGGCCCCGCCCGCUUCCACGGCAACGGCCGCCCGCCCGGAUGCGAAGAGAGCGAGCCCCGCCCACUUCAAAGGCCACGCCCCCAGCCGUUCAGACCCCCGCUGGCGCCAGAACGAGGACGCCGUCGGCGUGCAGCUCGGUGGGCGAGGCCUCGGAGGUGCGGCUGGGGGAGCGGGUCCUGGUGGUGGGCCAGCGGACGGGCGUGGUGCGCUUCUACGGCAAGACCAGCUUCGCCCCGGGGUUCUGGCUGGGCGUGGAGCUGGACAAGCCCAGCGGGAAGAACAACGGCUCGGUGGGGGGCGUGCAGUACUUCAGCUGCCCCCCCAAACACGGGGUCUUCGCCCCUCCCUCACGUGUGCAGAGGAUUCACGGUUCUCUCGACUGCCUGUCAGAGCUCAGCUCCUCCCGACUCAACCGCUCCUUCACCGGAAUCCGCCGCAGUUUCAGCACCUCAUCCGCCAUCUCCACUCCAAGGGAGCCGAGCCGCAGGAGUCCGGUCAGCAGGACCCGCCCCACGCCGCUGCGGCGCAGGUGGAGCACGGUGAGCGGGGGCGGCGCCGGGGUGGGCGGAGUCUCGGGCGGGGCCAGCUCGGGCGCCGCCUCCUCAGGCUCGGAUCGGGCGGUGAAGCUGCACCUGGGCAUGCAGGUGCUGCUGACCAGCGCCAACGAGAUGGGCGCCAUCCGCUACCUGGGCACGGCGGACUUCGCGCCCGGCCUGUGGCUGGGCCUGGAGCUGCGCUCCGCCCGGGGCAAGAACGACGGCGCGGUGGGGGAGCGCCGCUACUUCAGCUGCCGGCCCGGCCACGGCGUCCUGGUGCGCCCCAGCCGCGUCACCUACCGCGGCAUCAACGGGGGCCGGCUGGUGGACGAGCCCAGCUGAGGAGGGAGGGAGGGGGGGUGCUGGGAGGGGGAGGGGGGGGGAGUUUUGGGGACUUUAUUCCACCUGCGUCCCAGAGUGUCCCUACCUGCAGCCGCCUGGCUGCCGGGGAAUAGUCCACCAGUGAAAAUGUUCAUCGGUUACGUCAGACGUUGUUUUUAAUCAUCUGAAAGCAGGGUCGUGCACAAAGAGCAAAAAGCAGGCUGUUUGGAAUGUUAGCUUCAAAGUGGGAGGAAGGGGGU
Messenger RNA from Anguilla anguilla (European eel), 2628 nucleotides. RefSeq names its product CAP-Gly domain-containing linker protein 4-like. Gene Ontology annotation, cellular component: nucleus; cytoplasm; microtubule plus-end. Gene Ontology annotation, molecular function: microtubule plus-end binding. The record is from RefSeq and is a predicted model, not a curated record. The transcript is spliced from 16 exons. Gene Ontology annotation, biological process: cytoplasmic microtubule organization. Lineage: Eukaryota; Metazoa; Chordata; Actinopteri; Anguilliformes; Anguillidae. Bases 203 to 2389 code for a protein of 728 amino acids.